AUGAGUCCAUUCCCGAAGAGGUUCUUCAAGUUCGGCUAUGAACCUCCAAACAAGAAGGUAAACACGUACUUCCAGCUGAACUACCUCGAUGCUAUUACCUUCGCACUUGAAGAUGACCAGAUAGACAAGCUUAUGGACUCCCAAUUUGGGAAACUUUUUCAAGCUGGCAACAAGAUCGCAUCUUCCGUUAGGUUUCUCCACUUUCUGCUGUCUAGGCAACUCGUUACCAGUAAGAAGAAAGAGAUAUGGUGUCUUUUCUCUGGUCAGCCAAUUCGUUUCUCGAUGAGGGAGUUUGCUAUUGCUACUGGUCUGGAUUGCUCGACUCUACCUUCGACAUCUGAAGGUGACGAUGAUGAAAUCAAGAGUUACACUAAGCAAUUGUUUGGGUCUGAGAAAAAUGCAACUCCACUUUGGAUAGCCAAUACUCUUUUGGGCAGGCCGUACAAGGAGAAAGAUAUCAGAUUCAAGCUUGCUUGUCUACUACUAGUUGACGGGAUAGUGUGUCCCACCUCUAAGAAUACAAAAAUUAAUGGGGAUCAUAUCUUGAUGGUUAGAGAUGUUGAUGAAUUUCUCUCCUAUCCUUGGGGUCGCAAAUCGUUUGACAUCACCAUGGAAAGCAUCAAAACGAGAACUGCUACUCUGUCCAAUCUCUGUCAGCCGACCUGUGCGAUUCAGGGCUUCUUACACGCUCUUCAAAUGGUGGUUUUAGCUUGCGUCCCCAACUUGUUGUCUAAGAAUGUUAAGGGGAAGAAACCAAGCUUAGCUGAUGAUGAUGAGGACGACGAUGAUUUCCCAUUACUACGCCCCGGUGCCCAGAAACCAAUUACACUUCAGAUGAAUCAUGUUAGAAUGGUUGACAAAGACGAUAAGGUACCCAACUAA
Eutrema salsugineum is the source of this 882-nucleotide messenger RNA. RefSeq lists its product as uncharacterized. NCBI's taxonomy places the organism in Eukaryota, Viridiplantae, Streptophyta, Magnoliopsida, Brassicales, Brassicaceae. The transcript has a single exon. The coding region runs from base 1 to 882 and encodes 293 amino acids. The record is from RefSeq and is a predicted model, not a curated record.